AUGCGUCUCACAUCACUUGUAGCUUUCCUUCCUGCUCUGGCCCUGGCCCAGGAACAGGUUCCCCUGGCCGAUCGUGUCCAGGGUUGGUUCAACAAGGCCAAGUCAUAUGUGCCUGCUGCUGCCCCAGCUGAUCCCGUCGUCAAGGUGGCUGAGAAACUGUCCGAGACCCGUGUCACAGAUGUCACUCUGAACAACUGGGAAUCUGUCCUUGCCCCUGGACCCGAGGACAGAGACUUGCUUGUCUUCAUCACUGGAGGCAAUAAUACCUGCUUCAAUCGCUGUGAACACGCCACCAACGCGUUUAAAGAAUCGACUCUCCUGUUCUCCGCUGAUGCCACGUCCCCCGAACUUGCUCUGCUGGAUUGCGAGAGUGAGCGCGUUCUCUGUGCUGCCUGGGCCUGUGGCGCUCCUUCCGCCUACUACUUCCAGAUCCCCAAGGUCCAGCCUGAGGGUGAGGAGCGCCCGCUCACCCCAUUGCACGUCGUCUAUAUGAACUCCACCACCGUCACCCCCGAGGAGCUGUACCAGAUCCACUCCAAGAAGACAUUCCAGCAGUCUCCCGCCUACGAGGGUAUCAUGCACCCUAUCGACGGUGUUUUCGCCAAGUACAAGGUGGCUAUUCCUAUCGGCUAUGCCAUUUGGGCUACUGGCGCCAUCCCCAGCUGGGCCUUCAUGAUCUUCAUCAGCAUGUUCAGCCGCACCUUUAUGGGUCGUCGCAUGACAAAUGUUCAGGGAUCUGGUAACGCUCGCACUGCCCCCGCAGGCAGCGCAAACUAG
Penicillium taxi is the source of this 777-nucleotide messenger RNA. RefSeq lists its product as uncharacterized. The record is from RefSeq and is a predicted model, not a curated record. The transcript is spliced from 3 exons. The coding region runs from base 1 to 777 and encodes 258 amino acids. Lineage: Eukaryota; Fungi; Ascomycota; Eurotiomycetes; Eurotiales; Aspergillaceae.